Melanaphis sacchari is the source of this 1114-nucleotide messenger RNA. RefSeq names its product transforming growth factor beta regulator 1. The transcript is spliced from 7 exons. Gene Ontology annotation, cellular component: nucleus. Bases 154 to 1035 code for a protein of 293 amino acids. Lineage: Eukaryota; Metazoa; Arthropoda; Insecta; Hemiptera; Aphididae. Gene Ontology annotation, biological process: regulation of cell cycle. The record is from RefSeq and is a predicted model, not a curated record.
GUUUCUAAUGUUUACGUAUUAAUAUUAUGAGAUUUGUUGUUCUUAAUUAUCCAAUUUAAACAAUUUUAACUUACAAACUUAAUAUUGUUAUAUCGAUUAUUGAAUACUGUGAAUAUCUAUUUGAAAUUUACAAAUUAACUUUAUAUUUUAAUAAUGCGUCCUGUAGUAGAUAGCCGAAAUGUUUGGAUUAAUAAUUAUGUUAAUAAUCCUAAUAUUCGAUACGAUUUUAAACGUAGAAAAUUGAAGAGGGUUAUUAAAGAUUUGAUAUAUGAAAAUGCUGCCAUUUGUGAUGAAAUAUCGCAAAAUCAAGAAAAAUUAUUAAUUUUGCGAGAAGAAUGCAAGUUUUUAACUAAAAAGUUAAAAAUAUUUGAACCACAAUUAGAUGUUCCAACCAAUGUAAAAACACCUCAAGCAAAAAAGGCAACUCCAAGAAAAAAACCAACUACUAAUGGUGUAACACCUAAGCCAAGACGUCCUGCUGUUAAACAUAAGAAAAAUAUUAUUGAAGUCCAAGAACCAAUAACUAGUGGAAAUGUUACCAUUUACAGCUUUGGAGAAAUUGUUUAUGAUACACCAUUUUAUUACACAGACUGUGCAAUUUAUCCAGCUGGAUAUUAUGCAUCAAGAACUUAUGCUCAUUUCAGAAAUAUAUUCGCCAAAUGUGUUUAUCAUUGCAAAGUUAUAAAGGCUGGUUCAUCUCCAAGAUUUGAGAUCAUGGAUCAUGAAAAACAUUUCAAAGUCACUGGCUUAAGCACUGAUGAAUGCCAUAGUCAUCUUAUUUCAUUAAUUAAUAAAUUGCUAGGUGCUGAAGAUUUAAUACCUGCAAAUAGAAAUGGUGAUAGAUUUUUUGGAUUGACCCUACCUCCGGUUCGUAUGAAACUACAAGAAUCACCAGCAUCUAAAUUUUGCACUGGAUACAUUCCAUUAGAAUUGCAGUCAGACAAUCAUGAAUCUGAAUUAAAGGCUGAAAGUGAUCCUGCUGUGAGUUUCGAGGGUCUACAUAAUACAUUGAACAGAUUUCGAUCUAGACAUUAAGGAGUGUUAUUAAUUAUUAUAAUACUAGUUUUUUACUUAAGUGUAUAUUAAUGUGAUAAGCAAUUAAUGUAAUUUUAUG